Messenger RNA from Leptosia nina, 1047 nucleotides. The record is from the annotation of a GenBank genome assembly. NCBI's taxonomy places the organism in Eukaryota, Metazoa, Arthropoda, Insecta, Lepidoptera, Pieridae.
AUGUGCAAAACACUAUGGACCCUUCUAUUUUUAACCGGCAUUUUUCAAAUAAGUGAAUUGGCAACUCUGCGCUGUUAUGAAGGGUCUAUGGACACGUAUAAAGUGUAUGAACUGAGCAAUCCGGCUCCCUUAUUAAAUUCCACCUGCAUGGAUGCAAGUCUUCCCACUAUCAUCUAUACAUUUGGAUACAGAGGGAAAUGCAAUGGACCCGCCACUUCAGCCAUGCUGAAUGGCUACAUAGGUACUAAGAAACGGAAUGUUAUCCUUCUGGACUGGGAGGAAGAGGCCAGAAGCGGAAUUCUUGGCAUAUCGUUGGGUUACGCUAUGUACGCCUUACCGAAUAGUAAAAGGGUGGGGCAAGAACUGGGCGCUGCUAUUUUAAAACUGCACAACGCAGGCCUGCAAUUGAAUACCAUUCAUUUGUUGGGGCACUCUUUGGGGGCUCAUUUGAUGGGUUACACUGGAAGAUGGAUUCGUGAACAGGGCCAUGUUAUACCUAGAAUAACAGGUUUGGAUCCGGCGAGAGCACUAUUUGAAGGAAUUUUCGCAACUCGAAGCGCCCUGGACAGAACGUGUGCCCAAUUCGUGGACAUCAUUCACACGAAUCCUGGGAAUUAUGGCUCCACGACAUCAGUGGGUUCUGUUGACAUUUGGCCCAACUACUCGUCAGACGGAAUGCAACCAGGUUGCCCGCAAGGAUCGCAUCCGAUGUUUAGUUGGGACGAUCUUUGCAGUCACAACCGUGCAGUGGAAUACUUCGCGGAGUCUCUAAGUAACGGAACGGGGUUUGUGGCUGCUUCUGCUGCAUCAUAUAACGAAUGGAUUGCCCUUAACGAUACGACAGCCAACAACAUAUAUCUUGGCGAAUUGGUCAAUAUACGCGCCCACGGUAAUUAUUACUUAUCGACAAAUGGACAGUCACCUUUUUACAAAGGCAUGGACGGAUUAAAACCACGAGAACAAGAAAGGAGUAGAAGACACACAAAACGGAAUACACUAACGAUUCUAGGUAUCCCAAUUUUAGGCUUUUUUGGAAAUAGCAACUGA